UAGAAAAACAUCAAAUUUUUGCACACCUACCGUCAAAAAAGGGCUUUAUUCCUCAUCCUAUAAAUAACUACCAUCAUAUUUUCGGAGAUCAAAUUCAUCGAAUUUCAAACCAAUUUAGGGGUUCUCAAAAUUGUGAGAAUUAAGCACCUUCGUUGUCAUCUGUAAGUCUUCAAGUCGCGACUAAAAGGGAAUAAAGGAGCUGUUGUAAUCUCAAAAUAACUCAUUUUGGAUCACUUUUGAGAGAACAACCCAAAACUAUUUCCAUCCAGUUAUCUUCAUAAUUUCAGGGGUUCUCCAAGUUGAAAUUUUCGAUUUCAGCGUCAUUAUGAGCAAUUCAUUCGUAACAUCCGGUAACCUUACCCGUUGAAAGAUAAUAAAAAUGAAGCUGUCAAAACCAGUCACUAAUACCUACACUUCGAAAAACACGUAGGUAGGUCAGUACCUACAAGUAAAAACAAAAAAAUUAACAAAGAGACAAGAGAGAAACUAUUGUGCAUAGGUAAGUAGGUAGGUAGAGAUAGGUACGUCAUAGCCUACGUAAAAACACCUUUCUGACGUUAAAUAAACCUUUCAAAAGCAGAUAGGAAAAUAUUCAGCUCAGUGCAUUCCACAAUAUGUUUGCUCAUUAGACGAUAUAAGUAAUAUAAUGUCAUUUUUCCUUUAUUUCGCAGAUGAACAUCUACUAUAAGUAAAUCAGUCGUAAAAUUAUGGAAAGACCAAUCGCAGCACCAUUAACAGGCGUAGCAAGAGCGAAAUACGUAAGAGACUUCACCGGUAGAAUCAACAACCACGACAAAUUCGCCGACAUUUUUUCCUCCAAUAAAACACAAUUAUUAGCCAAGUCGAGAAAAUCAUUCGAUCCCAAGACCAACGUCACCAUCUCAGCCAAGAAAAAACGAAAACUCGUACCAAAACUCAGCGUAAAAUUACAACAAAAAAAAGAUCCGGAUCAAGAAUACAUCGUGCAACGUAUGAAAUUCCUCAGACAAAGCAUCGAAAUCGUCAACGAAGCUGUGAAUAGAACGAUGAAAAACCCCGAAAGUCUCAAACCACCCGCCAUUCGUUUCACGCAAACUAAAUUUCAGCAAUUUAAAAACAAAUCGUUCGAAAUCGAGAAACAAAAACUCGAAGAAAUGUAUAAAGCUGAUAUGCAGAAUUUGAACUUAUCCAUGGAACCGAUAGCAGAACCGAACGAUGAUAAGAGAUCAAAAUCUUUGAUACGUGCACCAAAACCACAUCCAGAGGAACCAGAGAGUCCUACGGAAAUCACGAAACCUUGCACCAUAGAUCAUAAUUUGGCAACCACUCGUAGUAUAAUUUUGCAAGAUUCGCAAAAAAAUGAUGAAGAUAACGUAGUCGAAAUUCAACCAAAGGAAGAUCGUCAUCAACCAGAGACGACUCGAACCGAACCAUCAAAAGAGGUACCACAAAUUCAACCAUCGGAGCAAAUUCGAGAAUCACCUAGUCAAGAUAACAGCAACGAUAAGGCUAUUCAACUGUGUCAAAAUCAAUUACAAAAUAUCAAUUUAAAUUCUAAUCAUUGUAACGCUCUUGUGCCACUAAACAAUAUCGCAACGAGUAGGCGGAUAUGUCAUCGAAAUAAACGCUUCAGACGACACUUGAUGAAACCGUUUUGUGCUCAUUGCCACGAUCUGAUUACCGAUGUAGCUUAUUUCAGUGGAACUCAACAACUUUGUUUCGAAUGUGCCGACAGACAUUAUGAAAGAGUAUCGAGAGCGAGGUUUCGAGAUAGGCCAAUGGGAUAUCGAGAAUUUAAAAAUAUAGGCGGCGAUACGAUUUAUAACAAAAGCUGAGAUUAUUCGGGUAAUAUUUUUUAAAAAUUUAUUUAAAAAAUUUUUGGAUACUGAAAUUGUAAAAAUUUUGCUGUAAAAUUAUUAUAGCUAUUAAAAAUUUGGUGUCAAUAUUUUUACUUAUUUUUUUUCUCUCUGUAUAUAAGUCAGUUGAAAUUUGAAAUGUUGAUGUCUUAUUUCUUGCUUUCAAAAUAAUUGUUAUUUUUUACUUCUUCGAAUAAUAUUUUUCGUCAGUUACCCUUUCAUCCCGCCAUCCGAGAAAAUACUUAGAAUCAGUAACUCAGCUACUAAUUUUGCUCAUUGAAUGGCUCACAAAAAAAUACUUGAAAUUUUAAAAAUUAUUCUUUAAAUUGCAUUAUUUUAGUAAUAAAAAAAAAAAGAUUUUAUGGUCAUUAUUUUAAGAAAUCUCGUUUCUAACAUUUGAGUCACAACCACUGUUGAAAGCUGAAUAUUAUUGGCAUAAAUAGGAAAUUUUUUUCUGUUUUUUUUUUUUUUUUUUUUUUGAAAGAGGAGGAACAAACUUAAAACUUCGCAUUUUUCUGAAAACAUUUUGGUCUAAAAAAACACUUUUUCCCAAUCAUGUAGUGAUCCUCAAAAUCCGAUGGUGUGAUAAGAUAAUCAAUGAAAUUGAAAGAUGAUUUCUAGAGUUGUGAGUGUGACUGCUCAAACGUACACUUCGGAAUUUCGAGACAUUUUU
Messenger RNA from Planococcus citri (citrus mealybug), 2508 nucleotides. RefSeq lists its product as uncharacterized. Bases 708 to 1814 code for a protein of 368 amino acids. The record is from RefSeq and is a predicted model, not a curated record. Lineage: Eukaryota; Metazoa; Arthropoda; Insecta; Hemiptera; Pseudococcidae. The transcript has 3 exons.